AUGGCUCUUAGCUUUGGUCUUGACUAUUCAGGAGGAGCCAAACUAAAUCUUGAGAAGGCAGCACCUGUCAAGCCCAAAAGACACCCCUUGGAUAAAUAUGAAAACACUCCGCACUUCGACAAAAAUGCUCCAGAUUACGGUCGUCCACCGCCAGGAAGCAAAACGGAAGCAAGAGGUAUAAAGGCAAGUAUAUACGUCUGCCGUGAGGUUCUUUUUUUAAUGGAGACGAUAAACGAGAACGCUGAAGGAGAAGAACCACAUAAAUGGAUCAAAUUUGGGAAACUAUUUUACGUUUAUUCAUUUUAUUCUGGCUCGGUAGUUGGUAUAUUAAUUCGAGCCCGAAAAUAUGGUCUUGUCCAUUUCGAAGGCGAAAUGUUGUAUCAACGGCAAGAUGACGACAAGAAGAUCACAAUGCUAAUGGCUAUAGCUGAUAUUCGGGAGCGUUUGCAGCCUACUGGUGAUCCAAAAAAUUGUAUUACUGUUGUUGCUAAGUAA
This is a messenger RNA of Cylicocyclus nassatus, 495 nucleotides long. The record is from the annotation of a GenBank genome assembly. Lineage: Eukaryota; Metazoa; Nematoda; Chromadorea; Rhabditida; Strongylidae.